Molecule: messenger RNA, 2580 nt
Organism: Eruca vesicaria subsp. sativa (arugula)
Lineage: Eukaryota; Viridiplantae; Streptophyta; Magnoliopsida; Brassicales; Brassicaceae
Source: the annotation of a GenBank genome assembly
AUGACCGGAGCAAGCCGCCGGAGCACGCGUGGUCGCAUCAAAUCAUCACCCUCCGGCACGGACGAAGGCCUCGAUCCGCUUCGUUAUAACCACAACCACCGAGGCAAAGGCAAGAAGGAACUCUUAUCAAUCGGCGCAUUCAAAUCAAAUCUCAAGAUACUUGUCGGAUUAAUGCUUCUAGGUAUCGCAAUCAUCUACUUCGUCAUCAACCAAAUCAUUACCCACGAUCUAAUCUCACAGAAGCCCCUUAGGGUUAUCACUCCUUUCCCCGCUCCAAAACUCAUGGAUUUAUCUAUGUUUCAGGGAGAGCAUAAGGAGAGUUUGUACUGGGGGACUUACCGUCCUCAUGUUUAUUUUGGAGUUCGUGCGAGGACUCCAGAGUCUCUUGUGGGUGGUUUGAUGUGGCUUGGUGUUAAGGAUGAGAUGUAUGUUAUGCGUCAUUUCUGUGAGAACUCUGAUGAUCUUGGAUCGUUUGGUUGGAGAGAACAUAAUGGGAGGGAUUUUGGGAGGCAGGAGCUGGUUGAGAAUGAUAUGGUGUUGGAGACGAGUUUUGUCAAGUCUAGAGGGGAUGGGUUUGGUUAUGGAGGGGAUUGGUCUGUUCGGAUUCAUGUUAAAAAUAAAGGGUUGAAUGGUGAUGCAAAGAGGAGUGCACAUCUCUUCUUUUAUUUAGCUGAUGAAGGUGGCAGUGUUCUUAAUCUAGGCCAAGAUGCUUUAGAUUUUCAAGGGAGUUCUCUCCUGGUUUCGGGUUCACGUGAAGAUGUAGGAGACUGGCAGCUACACUUAAGAUCUCAGAAUCAGCUUGAGACACAUUAUUCUGGUUUCAAGACGCCUCACAUAUAUAAUCUGUCUGAUCUAGUCCAGCGAAACCUCGCUCUGCAGGCGAGGAAGUUUGGACGACUUCAGCUGUCUGACACAUCAGAGGAUUCUUCCAACAUUUACAUCUUUCAGAUUUCUGGCAAGCUUCCAUUUACGAUAGAUAUUCCCUUCGUAUCCGGGAUCAAAGGAGAAAGUUCAAACGUGGAAAAGCGAUUAACAAGUCUCACAGGUUUGCCACUUUCUGACCUGCUUCAAAGAAAACAUAAAGAAUUUGAUGCGAAGUUUACGGAAUGCUUCAAAAUUUCUGGAGAGCAUGAUUCAGAAACAUUGGGGGUUGGCAAGACAGCAUUUGCAAACAUGCUUGGUGGCAUUGGUUACUUCUAUGGUCAAUCAAAAAUUCAUGUUCCUAAAAGCACUCAGGCAAGUAUUUACAUCCUUCUUCUUCCUGAUAGUCAGGAUAAUUUCUUGCUCUAUUGGCCAGCCGAGCUAUACACAGCCGUUCCAAGCCGACCCUUUUUUCCUAGGGGAUUUUUGUGGGACGAAGGUUUCCAUCAGUUGUUGAUCUGGCGCUGGGAUUUCCGUAUAACGUUGGAUAUCGUUGGACACUGGUUAGACCUAUUGAACAUAGAUGGAUGGAUUCCACGUGAGCAAAUUUUGGGUGCUGAAGCUUUGAGUAAGGUUCCAGAGGAGUUCGUAGUUCAGUACCCGAGUAAUGGCAAUCCACCAACUCUGUUUUUGGUGAUACGUGAUCUGAUAGAUGGUAUCAAAACGGAAAAGUUUACCGCAUCAGAAAGAGAUGAGAUAUUGUCAUUCCUUGAGCGGGCAUAUGUACGCUUAGAUGCAUGGUUUCAGUGGUUUAAUACUUCCCAGACAGGAAAGGAGAGAGGAAGCUACUUUUGGCACGGCAGAGACAACACAACAACUCGAGAACUCAACCCUAAGACGCUUUCCUCAGGGCUAGAUGAUUAUCCCAGGGCUUCGCACCCAAGUGAAGAUGAGCGACAUGUUGAUCUUAGAUGCUGGAUGUACCUCGCUGCAGAUUGCAUGCAUUCAAUCACAGAGCUUUUAGGAAAAGAAGAUAAGCUUUCGAAGGAGGAUUACAAUUCAACUGCCAAGCUGCUUUCGAAUUUUGAUCUUCUGAAUCAGAUGCACUAUGACAAGGACCAUGGGGCUUACUUUGACUUUGGUAACCACACAGAAAAAGUUAAGUUGAUAUGGAAGGAGGUAGUUUCAGAAAAUGGUCACUUAUCUCGACAGCUUGUGAGGAAGACUUUUGGAAAACCGAAGCUAACAUUGGUUCCUCAAGUGGGUUAUGUCAGCUUCUUUCCUUUCAUGUCUAGAAUCAUCCCACCUGAGUCUCCAAUCCUAGAGAAACAGCUUGAUCUCAUUUCAAACAGGAGCAUUUUAUGGAGUGACUAUGGACUAGUUUCUCUUGCCAAAACCAGUUCAAUGUAUAUGAAACGUAACACUGAGCAUGAUGCACCAUACUGGAGAGGUCCUAUAUGGAUGAACAUGAACUACAUGAUUCUUUCAUCUCUGCACCAUUACUCUAAAGUGGAUGGUCCAUAUAGCGAAAAAGCAAGAGCAAUUUACAAGGAACUAAGGAGCAAUUUGAUAAGGAACGUGGUUAGAAACUAUUAUGAGACAGGGUACAUAUGGGAACAAUAUGAUCAAGAUAAGGGAACAGGCAAAGGCACACGCCUCUUCACCGGCUGGUCUGCGCUUACCUUGUUAAUUAUGUCCGAAGAGUAUCCCAUUUUCUGA